UGAUUCUGGAGCAUUGGAUUAAUUCUGUACUGACCUACUGUAACAAAAGCAAAGAUAAAAUGCCGAGAAUUGUGUUUGCUGCAACCCAUAGUGAUAGAUUUUCUGAGGAUGAGAAAAAGAAACAAGCCCUACAAUUCAACUAGGAACUAACAAAAACGUUUUCCUCACAUAAACUUCAUGAGCAUAUCAUGUACGACAAAGUUUUUUUCAUCAACGCAACAGACGCAGCUGACCUACAAAUUGAUCGUUUAACGGAUACAUUAGUUGAUAUUGCCUUCCAGCAGUCAACAUGGGGACAACAAAUGCCAAUUGUGUGGGUGCCUCUUGAUUUACAGAUAUCAGAUAUGAGAGCAGAUGGAGUAAAGUUGAUAACAAAAGAAAAUGUUUUGGAUAUGAACAGGUCAAAUAAAGAAUUUUCUUUGAGUGAAAAAAGGGUCGAAGAUUUCUUACUUGUUCAAAACUCAAUAGGAAAGUUGUUAUACUUCGACGAACCAGCGUUAAGAGAUUUCAUUGUCAUUCAACCGUCAGCAAUGGUCAAUAUCCUGAGAGCUUUCAUCACAGACAGAAUGUUUUGGCCAAAGAAAGGACAUAUGCGCGAUAUACUAGAGAACUUAUCAGUCACUGGAGUUCUACAGAAGACAGACCUUUUCACUCUUUGGUCACAACGAGCUUUCAAAGACGUGUUGGGGAAUGACAGAAUUAAGGAUUAUGUGGUACAAGUUCUCCUCCAUCUUGAUAUCCUUGUUGAACCUAAACGCUACACUGAAAUGGAUACAGCUGCAGAUUUAUUUCUGGUACCCUGUAUCGUGACGUCUAACAUCCCAACAAAAAUGAAAAAUGCUGCAACAGAUGACAGAACAAUAUGCAUAUCUUAUCAUCUAAAGGAGACCGUGGUUCCAUCCGCUUUGUCAUUUAAGCUUAUAGGAGCUGCAAUUUGCAUCUGGCCUUUAAAGGUAGUGGAGAGUCGAUUUUGUCUCUAUUUUCAAGCUGCAGUUAUGGAUGCCGAUUCCGAAAACGAACUUCAAAUUCAUGUGGAAGGCCAGAGAAUAUAUGCCUUCUUAAUCAAUGACAAGUCAAAAGAACUCAUAUCACCAGAUCUCGCAACAACGACACAGGAAUGUUUGACCUUAGCACUAGAACGAAUCCUUCAGUUUUACCAUCGUGCUAUGUGCAACCAAAGUUUCCAAGUUAUGUCAGAUUUGUUUGAAAUAGAAGUUGGAGAAAUUUGCAAUGGAGAAACAUGCGUAAUCCCCUUGUUGGAUGCCCAGAAACGUAAACAUUGGAUUUGCAAAAAUGGGAAAAAACAUGACACAAAAUAUCUUCUGAAUUGGGUUUUCGAUAAGAACAAAGAGAAUUGUGACCCAAACUGUGAAGGUCUUGAAAAAGAAACAAAAACUCUACUCUUGAGACCAAGUAAUCAGCAUUUUGUCCAUCUUACCAAGUAUCUAGGGAUUGGUGACUUCUACAACUUCUUCAUUUAUCUUGGUAUGACAAAAGCUGAUUACGACAACUUAAACUUUCGUUAUUUUUCCAAUCCAAUGGAUAUGAUGUUGAUGGGAAUGUUUCAGUGGAGAGAUAAAACAGAAAGCGACCAAUCACCCGCUACAUUUGGAAAAUUGCUGGAGGCAUUGAAGGCUAUUGGCAGUCAACACUAUCUAUGUCAGAUACUCAGAGAGGACCAUAGUUUAGUUGAAAAGGCCAACAGUCACCUACAAGUUGUUCCAUCUGAUGAAGUCAUUAAUGCUAUGACAGAAAAGAAGCUGAUAGGUGAUUGUGUUGUUUACUUAGGGAUUGAAUUAGGUCUUACCAUUGGUGAUAUAAGGGAGACUAUGCACAACUUUCCAAGGGAUUUAAAUGGUCAAAUACAUGAUAUCCUCAUCAAAUGGAAGGAAACGGAUCGGGUAAAACCAACAAUAUACUGGCUUAUGGUAGCGUUGAAACGUGUUCAGGCGGCAGCAGGACUAGCUUUCCUAAAGAAGGAAUAUGGUGUGAAGUAAGACGAUGCCUUAAAAUCUGAAAACACAGAUACUACUUUAUUUACUUAGAUAUACAGCACUUUCAACUCACUUUAAGUUCAUGUAGUACCAUAUAUUAUUAUUCAAGAUUAAGGUUUAUUUGUUGGGGUAUUAUAACUAAAAAAAAAGAUCUUUGGAAUAUUGCAAUAUUGGUACUUACAUUUUACAGAUUUGGGAUUUUUGCUACAAAUGAUAUAACCUUCUAUCUGCAUGUUUUCAAACAGUAGUUUUGUAGUAUAAUGUGUUUUCAUCUUUAUUUUCUGUAUCUGCAAACAUGCAUUUCUGUAAAUGGGAUAAUGAUGCCUUAAACAGUUUUAAGGGUUAUGCGUAGCACUGCUGGUUGCUGUUUUUAACUAA
Mytilus trossulus (common blue mussel) is the source of this 2372-nucleotide messenger RNA. RefSeq lists its product as uncharacterized. Bases 189 to 1997 code for a protein of 602 amino acids. Gene Ontology annotation, biological process: signal transduction. The record is from RefSeq and is a predicted model, not a curated record. Gene Ontology annotation, molecular function: protein binding. NCBI's taxonomy places the organism in Eukaryota, Metazoa, Mollusca, Bivalvia, Mytilida, Mytilidae. The transcript has 6 exons.